GAUAAAGAAAUGCGAGGAGACGAAAAUAUGAGGAAAGAGGAUCGAUCAUUAGGAUUAAGUAACCAAUUUAGAAUACCCUUCUCUUCUCUUCUGUGGUCUCCUCGUGUGGGUCCCUUUCUGAAGAAGCAUCUCAUCUCUCUCCCUGUUUCCGCUCGCUCUCUUGGCGAGAUCUCUCCAGCCUCCUUUCUCUUCUCCGAUAUCCAGCUAUGGAUCUGGUGGCCCCAAUCGCCGUGCUCCUCGUCGCCGCAGCGGUGACCUUGGGGACGGAGGCCUCGAUCCAUGCCUACGACCUCGAGCCCUUCAGGGAGGUAGGGAACGCGCUCCUCCUCUCCGGCGGCAGCGAGGGCAUCGUCGCGUCCCGCCUCGACGCCCUUGGUCCCCUACGGAUCGGAGAUGGUCGGGCUUACAUCAAAUUUGAGAACAUAACAUUUUCAAGGAGCAAGGAAUCAGCUCAGCAACAUUCAAAGAUGGAGCACAGCACAGGAUUAGUCCAGGCAAUUAUAUUUGAUGCAGCUGAUCGUGAUAAUAUCGGUGGAUCUGCAUAUGGUGGACAGAGGUCCAUAUGUUGCACCCCUGAUCUUGCUAAGCUUGAAGGGUGCAAACAAGGUGAGGUCAUCAGAAGACCAUCUUCUGUGGAUCCAGAAUGGCCAGUUAUACUCAGUACACACUUCAAUGCAGAUUAUAUAUCCACAAAACUGGAUCCUAAUCAGGUUAAUAUAACAAAGACUGGAAUGUAUAACUUGUUCUUCAUCUCUUGCGAUCCUAAAUUAAGAGGACUUACAAUGAGUGGGAAGACAAUCUGGAAAAAUCCUGAUGGGUAUUUGCCCGGAAGGAUGUCAUCGUUGAUGAACUUCUACAUGUUCAUGUCUCUGGCCUAUUUGGUGCUCAGCUUCAUUUGGUUUUCUCAGUAUGUUAGGUUCUGGAGGGAUAUUUUACCUCUCCAGAAUUGCAUCUUGUCAGUGAUUGCUCUCGGCCUGUUUGAAAUGACUCUUUGGUACUUUGAGUACUUAAAUUUCAAUGUCACUGGUAUAAGACCUGUAGGAAUAACGACUUGGGUUGUCACUGUUGGAGCAGUCAGAAAGACCGUGUCACGUCUUCUUAUUCUGAUAGUUUCUAUGGGAUAUGGUGUUGUUCGGCCGACAUUGGGAGGUCUUACCUCAAAGGUGCUCUUGCUUGGAGUAACAUACUUUUUGGCAUCAGAGUUACUCAGCAUUACUGAAAAUGUUGGGGCAAUAAAUGACAUUUCAGGAAAAGCGAGACUGUUUCUUGUCCUUCCAAAUGCAUUUCUGGAUGCUUUCUUGAUUCUAUGGAUCUUUACUUCGCUUUCACGGACAUUAGAGAAGCUACAGGCUCGGAGGAGUACAGUUAAGCUAGAUAUAUACAGGAAGUUUACGAAUGCAUUGGCUGUUACGGUGAUUGCUUCGGUUGCUUGGAUAGGAUAUGAGGUUUAUUUCAAAGCUACAGAUCCUUUCAGCGAGCGAUGGCAGAGUGCGUGGAUCAUCACUGCCUUCUGGGACGUUCAAUCUUUGCUGCUUCUCUGCAUCAUGUGCUACUUGUGGGCGCCGUCCCAGAGCUCUCAAAGGUAUACUUAUUCCGGCGAAGCUGGCGAGGACGACGAAGAAGCCCAAGUUCUUACGAAAGGCACUCUGGACGCCAACAUUGGAUUGGUAAGGAUUGAUAGGAAAGAGAGGGGUGUGGAUGACGGAGACACAUUCACUCUUGAAGACAAUGUGGAAGAGGACAAGCAGUCGUAGCUUCCUUCUUCUUUUGUACAUCUACGCUGCAUCCGUCGGAGAAAUCCUCAGCGUCGGAGAAUGUCCACGAAGCCAAAUAUCAGACUCAUCGCAUGGAAGAUCGAUUUGUUCUUCGAGUGUGUUUGUUGCUUUUUUCGGUUACCGGCAUGCUGUGAAGAGUUGUUGAAAUAGGAUGGAACUUAAAAAUUGGAAACAUUAUGGUGUUAUUUUGAAGUUGUUGUACAGGUUGUUUAUUCAA
Molecule: messenger RNA, 1992 nt
Organism: Zingiber officinale
Lineage: Eukaryota; Viridiplantae; Streptophyta; Magnoliopsida; Zingiberales; Zingiberaceae
Product: transmembrane protein 87B-like
Exons: 5
Coding region: 207-1754 (515 amino acids)
Biological process (GO): transport
Cellular component (GO): membrane; Golgi apparatus
Source: RefSeq, a predicted model, not a curated record